Molecule: messenger RNA, 561 nt
Organism: Plasmodium cynomolgi strain B
Lineage: Eukaryota; Apicomplexa; Aconoidasida; Haemosporida; Plasmodiidae
Exons: 1
Source: RefSeq, a predicted model, not a curated record
AUGAAGCGACGCAAAACUACCUCCAAGGUACAGGACCUGGAGAGGUCACUGCGGAGGAGGGGUGGAAAGGUGAAGACCAUUUACGAAAAAAAUAACGAUGCGGAAAUCAACGCACUGAUAGAAGAAAAAAUUAAUUACAUUUGGAAUUACAUAAUCCAUAUUGAUGACAUAGUGAGUGAAGAAGAAUUUGCCAAAGUAGACAUGAAACAAAAAAUGGAAAAAAAACAAACGUUACGAAAAACAGAUCAUACGGAAGAAAUUAUUUACUAUAAUAAAAAUAUGAACAAUUUUAUUAACAUACAGAAAGUACGAAAGGCACUUCAUCAUUUCAAAAUCCAAGUUAGUGUGGACGAUAUUUUUUACAUGUUCCUUUAUUUUACCAAUAACAAUUAUUUUGAGAAGAAUAUAAAAAAUGAAAUUUAUUUUUCUGAUCAUAUUGACAAGCGGAAGGAAAAAUAUAAAUUUCAUUCCAUAAAUGUCGAUAAUUUAUACAUCAAUUAUGAUAUGUUUCGUCAAAUUUUUCUUAACAUCGAUUUGAAUAUUGAAAGUAACGGACAAAUU